AUGAAAGCUAUCCAGAACUUCUCUUCUCCAUUUACACUGAAAACAGUAGAACAACGAAGAAAGAAAUUCACGGCAUCUCCUGCGCUACCAGAAACUGCUGUUUCAGUAGUACUUGCAGCCACAGUGGUGGGUGCAGCAGCAAUCGUCCUUGUAAGGAGGACCAGAGGUUCCAAAGAGAUUGAUACCUCUGUCAAAACUUGUGAAGAUUGUGGUGGAUCUGGCAUCUGUGCAGAAUGUAAGGGUGAAGGUUUUGUACUGAAAAAGCUAUCAGAAGAAAGUGCUGAGAAGGCAAGAUUGGCUGCAAAGAAUAUGUAUUCUUCUAUUUUUCAUGCUCCAAGCUUCCACCCUUACCAUCCUGAGCUUGUACAGCCACAAGAAGAGCACUUGCAGCAAGAAUUCAACUUAGACAGCAACUACUACACUCCUCAGUUUGCUUGCUUCAAGUUUGGACAGCAACAUGCAGCAAUAGUAUGA
Molecule: messenger RNA, 474 nt
Organism: Macadamia integrifolia
Lineage: Eukaryota; Viridiplantae; Streptophyta; Magnoliopsida; Proteales; Proteaceae
Exons: 3
Coding region: 1-474 (157 amino acids)
Source: RefSeq, a predicted model, not a curated record